Molecule: messenger RNA, 2114 nt
Organism: Bactrocera dorsalis (oriental fruit fly)
Lineage: Eukaryota; Metazoa; Arthropoda; Insecta; Diptera; Tephritidae
Exons: 10
Coding region: 104-2077 (657 amino acids)
Cellular component (GO): membrane
Molecular function (GO): ligand-gated monoatomic ion channel activity
Source: RefSeq, a predicted model, not a curated record
UACCACCACUCAGCACUGACAGUAAGUGCACUCUAGCGCCAGCUCCAGUUCUCGGUUUGUGUUUAAAUAUAUAUAUACAAAUAAACAAAAAAAAUAAUUAAAUAUGUCACUGCUAUCACCUGCAGUCAACCACUGGACUGCGCUACUCAAUAUCAUAAUACAAACAUAUUUUAUUGACUCGCAUGCCACCUGUAUCCUGUGGCAUCACGAUUUCCCAUUUGAAUUGCAAACACCAGCCAAUGGCGAAUUCAUACAGUACAUAAAUAUUUGGCCUGACAAUUUGUCGCAAUCCUUGCAGCAGGACAUUUACAAUUUUACAGCUUUUGCCGAAACACAACUGGCCCACGGCAUGCAGCCCGAUGCGUUGGUGCAGAAAUUGACUAUAGCCAUCAGAGAAUCCCACUGUGAGACUUUCGUGGCCUUUCAGGAGGACAUAUUGAGCUUUGCGCGCAGCUUUUACAAUGCCAGCAGAAUAUCAGUUUGGCGUUCGUUGCGUAAUAAAUUUCUAUUUGCGUACCGUAAAGACCUGCAACAGGAUACGACAGCAUACUUCGAUGAUUCUCUUUUCAUAGAUCAACCAAAUGUUUUAAUAGUCGAAGCCGAGUGCGGCAAUUGCUCGACGUUUGCAUUGAAAACUAAUAAAUUCAUUGGACCGCUAGCUGAGCAUCCGGAGCAACUGUAUGUAUUGGAUCGUUAUAAUGGUGUGGAUGGCAAAUUUGAGUUGGGCGUUGAUUUGUAUAUGGACAAGGUUCAAAACCUGCAGGGACGCGAAGUGACAGUUGGAAUUUUCGAUUAUCGGCCGUUUACAGUGAUUGAUUAUGAGCGUCAGCCACAGAUCAAAGACCACUCUCCGGAAAAUCUUCGCGGCAUGGCACAUAUUGAUGGCACUGAAGUGCGCAUGUUGCUCGCACUUUGUGAAGUGGUUAACUGUACAGUAAAUACCGAUACAUCCGAAGAUGAUUGGGGCACAUCUUAUGCAAAUCUGACGGCGGAUGGUAUUUUCGGUUUGGUAACCUCCAGAAAAUCCCACUACGCUGUUGGUGCUUUAUAUUUUUGGCCCGAUGAUUACCGCUAUUUGGAUAUGUCCUUAUUUAUUGGCCGUUCGGGCGUUACUUGCCUAGUACCAUCGCCACAUCGACUCACAAGCUGGUUACUACCGCUUCGCCCCUUUCAACUCACCCUCUGGCUGGGAGUAUUUGCCUGUCUGGGCGUUGAAGCGCUUGCACUCUUUUUCACACGCCAUCUAGCGCCAUCGGAUACUGAACCACAAUAUGGUUUAAUGGAGAGUUUUCAAUUUGGUUACAUUACGACACUGAAGCUAUUCGUAUCGCAGGGUUCGGAUUAUGUGGUGAAUUCACAUACGGUACGCAUGGUGCUCUUCGCUUGCUACAUGAUGGACACGAUUGUGACGAGUGUCUAUGGCGGUGGUCUUUCGGCGAUAUUGACGUUGCCGACCUUGGAGGAAGCCUCGGACUCUGUGGAGCGUUUAUACAGGCAUGGCAUACCAUGGACCGCAACGUCGCCUGAUUGGGUAAUUUCACUGAAAGGCGCCGAUGAUGACCCGAUGGUGGAAAAACUUUUGCAAAAAUAUCAUGUAUACACAUACGAGCAACUAACGGAAUUCGCGAAGACCGAGAAUAUGGGCUUCAUUUUGGAGCGAUUGGCAUUCGGUCAUUUUGGCAACGUUGACUUUCUCACAGAUGAAUCUUUUAAGCGCCUCAAGUUAAUGAUUGACGAUAUUUAUUUUCAAUAUUGCUUUGCCUUCGUACCACGCCUAUGGGCCUUGCUGCCCAAAUUGAAUGAUGUGAUUAUGCGAGUGCACUCAACCGGCUUGGAUAUAUUCUGGGAGUGGGAAGUUGCCGCCACCUACAUGGAUGGGCAGCAGCAGGAAGAGAUACAGGCAUCUAUGUAUAUGGAUUUCGAUGUGGGUCCAGUUAAAUUGGAUAUGGGAAACUUCAUAGGUUUGGUAUUGCCUCUGAUAAUUGGCUUUGUAUUCAGUAUCUUCGCUUUUAUUGGCGAAUUGAUCUACUAUAAGUAUACGCAGAAGAAAGCACAAGCGGUGAUAAAUGUAAACUGAGUUGCAUGUGUGAAGCAAAGAAUGUAGAAAAAAAUAU